AUGUAUAUUUUGCUUCCAUCCCAAACGUCUGCCCACAGCCAUGAUUCAAAUUCGGGAGGCAACGACAAUGAGCACGAAGUAAAAAUCGGCGUUCUUCUCCCUAUGACUGGCUACUGGCCAAUUGGCAAGACUUCUGCCUCAGCAAUAACCAUUGCUGUGGAUCGAAUCAACCGUAAUCCUAAUCUUCUACCAGGCUAUAACAUGACAUUCCUGUGGAAUGACUCAAUGUGUCUUGCUGCAGAAGGACUUAACCAAGCCGUGGAGUUCAAAAUCUCGGGUGUUGACGCGAUUAUUGGUGACGGCUGUGAUAUUAUUUGUGAACCGGCCGCCAUUUUAGCCGCCUCGUGGAAUCUUCCGAUGGUUUCUUGGGGAUGCGAGUCGUCAAAACUCUCCGAAAAAACAAUCUAUCCUUCCUUCGCAAGAACUGUUGGAUCCUUUUCGAAAAUGGGAGAUCUCUUUCUGUCGGUUUUUCAGUAUUUCCACUGGAAUAGCAUUGGAAUCCUAGCUUCAACCGAAAGCAUUUGGCAGUUGGCUAUGACUGGGCUUAUGAAAGUCUUUUUACAGAAUGAUAUUGAUAUACGGUACCUGCGAACUCUGAGCCCUGGCCACGUUUUAGUUACAGAGAGAGAGGAAUAUAAUAGUAUCUUAUCGCGCGCAAAAGAGACCGCAAGAAGUGAGUAGUAUAUUGUAUGUUAAGGGUUUGAACCCAGAGGCCAUGUCAUUAGUAGGUGAAAUAUCAUGAGUACAGUCCCCCUAAAUCAGUGGGGCUGUUGUUCACUAUGACAGACAGUCCUUCACAAGAAAGCACAUGGCAAUUGGCGACUUCUGAAGAGUUCAAAACGCCAGUCACUAAACAUAUCAACAGCAAUAGUCCCAUUCGCUCAAAAGAUCAUGUUAUUUUAUACCUAUCUUGUGUGAAAUACACUGUUUUUUCUCUCUUUUUUUGCGGGUGACAAUGUCAGUAUUCAUAAUUGCCGUUUGCGUUUUGGGUCUGCCUUUUCUCAUAAGUAUAUUAACGGACAAGGGUCUCACAAAAAUAAAUAAAAUGACAUGAAUCGAGUGAAAUUUACCAAUUUUUUAUUAGUAGAAAUAUCUCAAUUCCAUUUAUCGGUGUACCGAUAAAUAACUACUAAUCUUUUGCUACUAAAUUGGUAUGUUCUAUAUCAGUUUCCAUUUUUUGGCCUCUUUCUAUGCUUUUCUAUUAUAUUCCUUUUGAUUUACUUGUCAAUGCUGGUAACUAAGAUAUAUACUGAGAUUUAAGACCUCCAGUAGUUCGAUAUUGGCAAUAUUAUGUCGUAAGCAAUUAGCCGCAAUUGGUUUUAUCAGACUGACCGUAAGAUACAUUUCGUAUUUCCUUGCAUUUCAGUUUUUGUAAUUCUUUGUUACGGAGGUGACAUGCGUGCUCUGAUGCUACAAGCUCUGGAUUUUGGAAUGUUGAACGGUGACUACGCAUUCUUAACCGUCAACUUGUUGCCUUCUGCCGCCAUUGGAAAUAACACGUUUAUGGGAAAUGACGGACGAGACGCUGAGGCGGCGUUAGCGUUCCGUGGAAUACUGAGCAUACACGUGCGUGAGCCCACCACGACCCUGUGGCAGUCAUUUAAAGAAGAAGUCAGGGAAAAAAUGAACGCUUUCCCGUUUUACAUAAAACUAGAUGACAGUGAACAGGUAAUUCAGCACCCCUUCCUUUGAUAUCGCUUACUUUCAUUACAAAAUAUACGUGAAAUAAGAAAGAUGGGAUUGUUAUGUUGUGAGCAUGCGCAAUAGGCCAUUUCCGAGUAGCCUCAAGCCUCUCUUUCAGAGCGAGGCUGAGUGCGAAGCUAUUGAUUUGAAAAUGAUUUUUUUUUUAUUUUCAUACAAUAAAACUCAUUUACACAACAAAAGCUUUGCACUGAGCCUCGAUCUGAAAGGGAGAGUUUUAAGAACCCGCAAAUAGCCCUCUGCACCCUAAAAACACAGAAGACAGAGCGGUCGUUAAUUACGUUUGUUAAUCAAGAAAUUUGGGGGAAAUUUUCAGAAAUUUAUCCUAAUCAUUUUUAUUCGUUGUCAGGUUGAGGUGUACGCUGGAGCGAUUUACGAUGCUAUCUAUUUGUAUGCCAACGCUCUGAAUGAAACUCUUGCGGCAGGGGGCAGUAAAAAGGACGGUCGAGCAAUAGUACAGAGAAUGCUGAAUAGAGAAUUUGAAGGUAAGGUUUCACGGGGAGCUUCUUUCUAUAACUGAAUCGGUCGUCCCUGAUUAGUGAGCUUACGCAACAAGACUGCAGAAAGAAGAGGGUGAAGAGGAAGGUGUGAGACAAACGUGACAGGGAUAACUUGUCAGUUUUGUCGAUCGUGAUCUUCACUUAACCUUACUAUGUUCUAGUUUUCUGAAAAAGAUCCGUCUAAAGCAAGAUGAAGUUAUUGUCACGCUUGUCACACGAGGUUUGCCAUCUUCUUUCCUCCGCCCAUCCUUUUUUAUAUCAGCACCCUUAGGAUCGAGGAUUUGAGUAUUAGGAAUUAAAAAACUCUGAACGUAAAAAACGGUUUGCUUUCACCUCAGGAGCCUCCGGUCUGGUUCGUAUGGACAGUUCUGGUGACAGAGAACCAGACUAUUCUCUUAAAUAUUACGUAAAUGGAAGUUUUCAAGGUAUCGCUGAUUACAAUUACUCAACAGGAGGUUUCAAUCUUAGAGGUGAGCUCUGUUCUGUAGGUAUCUCUCUCCUCGGUCCACAGAGGCCUCUUUGUGUUGCGGGUGGGGAGGCUGGGGAGAGGAAUAAUGAAAGCGAGCGGGAGACGUUAAGAAGGGGAAUUUAUUAUUGCUAUUUUAUUCAAAAUCCCCAGUGGGGCCCUCCCCGGAGGAGAGAGUGUGAGUAUUAAUUACUAAGGAAUUGUUCUAACGGUAAAGCACGUCUUUCAUUCUAUCAGGUUUGAGAUGCUCUAAACAACUAAACAUAUUUUCUAACAAUUUAAAAUGCAAAUACCUCGCAUUCACAAUGACGUUUGUAGACGUAAAAUGGGGCGGGAAAGAUAAAGAAAAAAGACGAAGGGGAAAAUAUAGAGGGAGGGUCCCUUCUGUUGUACUUUUUUGCUUCUCUUAGCUCAGCUCAGUCAAGUCUUAAUUAAUAACAUGAAUCAUCAUUGAACUUGCUGUGACAAAUUUCAAAAUCUCCAGAUGUAAGGGUGAUUUGGGCAGGAGGUCGUACCACCCCUCCCUUGGAUAAACCAAAGUGCGGUUGGGAGAAUGAACUCUGUGUCGAGCAAGAAAAAAAAGGUGAGACUGACGUAAUAGCGAUCAUUCGCAACUUAAGAACCGAGAAGGGAACUGGGCCGAGUAAGCUUUCGCAAAGACGUCUGGGACUGUUACUGGGGACAGGCAAAAAACGUUCAAUAGACAGGACAAGUGUGACGUCACGUUACUAUGGUACCAAAUUUUUGGAUCACAACAAUAGGGAGCUUUUGCAACGACAAGGGUGACGGCGAAGGCAACGAAAACGGUAAAAAAAACAAUGGGUUUAUAUAAGCGGAACAACUUUGCACGUGCAUCACGCUUUUUUGUACAUUUCUUAGAAAUCGUUGCACGACUGCGACAUGAAUCUUCCUCAUUUCACGUGAAAGCUUUAUGGAGUGGGUGAACAAACCAGUAAACUUAGAUGCAGUCCUUUCGGGUUCAACCCCAGAAAAUUUCGCCAACAUUUGUCAAAUUAAAGUGACAAAUGACUAGUGACAAGUGACGUAAAGUUUGAAACAGUGUGAGUCACAGUGUGACAGUUUGGGUUUGUUAUCAUCCAGAAAUUCUGCUACCAUGGCAACGUGACGUAACGACUUCUCCUCUCUAUAGCUGAUCGGCGUGUCCCCAGUAGCGAUAAAAGAAACAAUGGUGGGACACAAUUCCAGUUCCCUUCUCGUUUUAGUCGUUUCUAAAGUAACGCACUUGUUUUUUUCAUUGGUUUAAUUAACUUACAAUACGAUUUCAGAAUCCAGUGGUCGCCUCUGCCAGUGGUUGACAUAAGUAAGGUCAUUUUGAUGAUGUUUAAUGAUUAGUUGUUCCAUUUUUUUCUAGCGGCCAGAUUUGUAAAUGUUGUUAUAGGAGCUUCCACGGCUGGUGUUGUAGUGCUAGCGUUCAUGUUCUUUAUCAUCAUCAGGUAAUUUCUCUACCCUACUUACUGAAACCGAAGCGUUUUGUGUCUGAUUUUUGGAGCUUACUUAUUUACCAGCUGAACUAGGCACAGACCUGCCCAAUGUGGAUGGGCACUAUCUUGACAAGGAGCCCUCCCACAACCCCACAAUCAAUGGAAGAUAGAAAGUGAGUUUAUGUGGGUGUGUGGAGUAGGUGGGAGGGAGGGGUGGUCAUUGCAAGAGAUUGUUACUUCACAUUCAAGUGGAAAAUCAAUCUCCCCGGGGUCUCCCCUACUAUGUUUAUGUUAGUAUUAUUGGGGUGUGUUCAGGUCUUUUCAUCCACGCGUUUUUUUAGUUUCCUUAGUGCAAAUAUGAAAGAAAUGCCUUUGUCCCCACAAGGUGAAAACUAGACACACAAUGCCUUUUAGCAGUUUUCAAAGAAAAAUGUAAGCUUGAAAUUUUGUUUCACUCCUUUUAAAUUUCCCAGAAAGCUUCGAUAUGAGACAGACUUAGCUGAGAACAUGACGUGGAAGAUAAAAUAUGAAGAUCUGAGUAUCAAAGGACAAGAACAGCAGGAAGCAAAGCCCGUGGGAAUGCUUGCAAUUUUUAACAGAGCCACUGGAGCAGGACCUACCGGCCAUGCCAUGGUAGGGAGAACCACACUGAACAGCAUAACAUUGACAGACUGUAGGCCUUUAACAAAAUGUGUCCAAUAUAAAGGCCUGGCAAAUUCACAGCAGAUUUUUUUAGCAAGAGUUGAAUUAGGGAUUAUCACGAGGAGGAGGAUUUCCGUUACCUAAGCUUUAAACGGAUGUGCAAUGCCAAAGGGUGUGGUUUUCGACCCCUUUUGGUUUCAAAUUGGGUGUGUUUUUUCCUAAAAUAGGGUCCGGUUUUGUGCCCUUUUGAGACACGUUCUGGAAUAGGCGUAAUUUUUUAUUAUUUAUCUCUUAGUGAGAACAGCAAUUCAGGUCUGAAAUAGGGUUAAGGAAAAUUACAUGUUUGGUGUGAAAUAGGGUGAAGUUUUCAGAAGGCAUGCCGCACCUUCCACAGGAAAUUCCAAGGAGUUCCACCUAGGGGAGGGUUACUGAGUGGUAUCACUGAAAGUAUUGUGGGAUCUGAUUUUCGCGAUUUUCACGAUAUUUCCAGCCAUUUGUGAAAAUUAGAAAUAUCAUAUCCCGCGGAAAUUUACUGUUGUCGAAAAAAGGUGGAAGAUAGAUAAAAAUCUCCAAGAAGAAUCAGUCACCUUUGAUUUUGCAAACAGUCACCUUAAUGGAAAAUGUUAUUAAGGUCUUAUAAUUGCAUUUGUAUAGACCGUUGGUCCAUCGAACACACAGCAAGGUCAGAUAGUACGUCCGAGUCAAGCCAACAGUUCGACACAAUCCCAACCUGAUGACAGCACACGGCAAGUUUACACUGUCAUUGGAGAUUAUCAGGUUAGUGGUGUGCAGCUCAUACAUAAGACACGAAUCAUUGAAAAGACUGGAGAGAUUCUUGGAUAGAUGAAUCUGGAAAGGACUUAUAAACAGAGAUGUUGCUAGAGUAAGAAAGGAGCUCGCUGCAUGUAAGAUAGUAUUUGAGUCUAAACUCAUCCCGACUGCCUUCAUCAUUUGCAGUUAUUGUUAUUUGCCUUUGCCUUCAUGAGUCCCCGUUGGUUUGAGGUUCUUGGUUCCUUGCGCGCCAUAAAACAGCCUCGUAACCUCGCAACCUCGUACCCAGGUCUUUCCUCUUCCGAUUCUUUGGAGUGCGCAAGGGGCUGGGUACGAGGUUGGUGCCCUCUGUCUUGAAAGCUUGUGAGACAAACCCACUUACAGCCUUUAAAAUGGCCUGUAUGCCUUCUGUUUUGUUCCUCGGUUUUUCACCUUCUUAGCCUUUAAUUUCAGGGGCAGCCAGUGGCUGUUGAACGCCUCAGAAAACGCAGUGUCCAACUGACGCGAGAUGUUCUCAUUGAGUUAAAACAGGUAACUAUUUCCUUUCGUCAUUGACACCAGCAUCGUUCCCAGGGUAUCUUCAGGGAAUACUUGUGCGAGAGAACGCUGGGAACGAGGUUGUCUAUACUACCCAAGCCACGUUCUAAAUAAGGUGCAUGAAAAUCAUGCUGAUGCGCAGAGUCUCGAGAAAGCUAACCUAUCCCACAAAACCAAGAGCCAUUAUGGCUCUUGACAAAACUACGUGCUCUCCAGUGCUGGAACAAGGAACAAAGAGAAGAGAUAGUUUCGAAGCCAUGUUUGUCUUGAGCUCAAAGAGUAAAAUUAUAUCGAAAGUCAAAUGGCACUACGCCUGUUGGUUUCUUCCCUUCGUCUCCCACCCCCCCCCCCCGCUCCUUCCUUUCUCCCAGUUCCUAUUUCCUUUUUUCCUAUUUUGUUAUCUGUUGAUCAUUAUACUUCCUCUCCGUUCAUUUUGUGAAGGUGCGAGACUUGAGCCACGAGAACCUAAAUCCGUUCAUUGGUGCCUGUAUCGAAUCACCGAAUAUCCUUCUAGUGUGGUCCUACUGCAAGAAAGGAAGCCUGCAGGUCUGUACAUGUUUAUGACAAAGUCUGGAUAGAACUAUCAAAAAUGAGGAAUUAGAAAGUGAAGAUUCUCUUGUAAUAAAACACUAACGCCUUAGCGUCUUCAGUGCACCAUCUCUCCAAGUAAACAUUUCCCUUGGUCGACUAGCAUCUAACAAGAACAAGUCAUACUCCACGAUCUAAUAUUCAACACAAACUAAUUGCAGUGUUGAUUGGUUCAUGUUUUACAGGAAGUGUUGGCAAAUGAAGAGAACAAGAUUGAUCAUGCUUUCAAGUUGUCAAUGUCUAUUGACAUAGCAGCGGUGAGUAAACACCCGGCCAAGUGAUCAAACAAGAACUUGAGGUGACUAAACGGGUGAACAGUGUUUGACCAAAUAUCCCACAAAGAAAGUUAGAGAAAACGUUGUAGGAUUACCAGUGCUCGAAGAGCCAGGAUUUUUGCCUGCCCCCAGGGGCUUUGUGAUUGGUUGGGUAUGAUGACCAUGAGAGAGCAAGGCCAAGUGGCCUGAAUUUAUCUUGGUCUCCCUCAUACUACUUUAGCUUUCAUUUUGGUUGGGAAAAGGUAAAUCACAACGGGGUGAACGGCGCAACGUUCCGCACUUGGUUUGCCACAUUCUUCCUGCUCGCCUCCCUCGCCGCGUUAUUCGCCCUUUUUUCCAACCGAGAAGCCUAGUCCCAGGCUAGUGUAAAGUUUCAGAAAGCAUGUUGGACAUCCCCAUUUAAUUUUCCCAUAAUACUCCUAUCCCAUUGAGAUAUAUAUCUUGAAAGAGACAGAGGAUACCUAAAACGGAAACUUCCUUUGCAGGGCAUGAAGUAUCUGCACAACAGUCCCGUCAAGUUUCACGGUAAUCUUACCUCUCGUCAUUGCAUGAUUGACAAUCACUGGGUAGUAAGCAUUACAGACUGGGGGCUGAAUAAAUUUAAAGCAGGACAAGAAAGGAUCUACACGGACACCAACAAAACCAACGAGGGUAUGUAUGUGAUUGACUAUCACCUUUGAACAAGUCAGGGGUUAAGUGGGUGCGGUCCUCUGAGGGGAGGCCGUUUCGAUACAAGUUUAUUCAGUCGAGAUGCAAACAGUUUCACGUCAUUGGCUUAAAGAACGAAGAGUAUUCACCCAAAAUGUUUUUGUUGUUCACGCGCAAACAAUACUUGAAGUAAACGAUUUUUUUUUUGCAAUCUCACUGCUUGAGUUCGUAUCGAAACGACUUUUUAUCGAAAUGACCGGUUUCCGUUAUAAGGAUGGAUGGGGAUGCCGUUACGCAAAGUUUCGCACAUGGAGCCUUCGUUGAAGCGAAAAUUAGAGUCAUAGGUUCGACUUCCUCCACUCGGUAAGUCUUUUCUUGUUUGUCUUUAACUAAAUGGUAAAUUAAGUUUGCUCCCUUUAAUAGGCGUCGUUUUGUUAAUGAGAGUUCUGCAUUAGUUAUACAUCAUUUGAUGUUGCGUUCUAAUGUAAUUUUGACUGACUUCUAACAGAUCUGUUAUGGACAGCGCCAGAACACAUUGACUUCAACAAGGGCGAAAAGUCAGGGUUCUCACAAAAAGGUGACGUGUACAGCUACGGAAUCAUUCUUCAAGAAAUCUCAACUCGAUGCAAACCAUUUUUGGAUUGCAAUCUGGACUGUAAAGGUAAUCUGGCUAUCAUUACCCCUACCUCUAAACGCAAACCACUUAUUGUUAAAUGUAUCUUGCCAUUGUGGCCGACGACUAUUUUUGCUUUUUUUUUUUGACAUAAAACAAUUGGACGCCAAUAAACACUCGCGUGACACCAAUACACAGGCGCGUGACUUUAUUUUUUCAGAGAUCAUUCAACGUGUAGUGGCCUAUGAGGAUCCUUCUUUUCGCCCAGACUUGACACGCGUGGAUGUGAGACCGGAAUUUGUGGAUCUGAUCGUGGAUUGCUGGUGUGAUGAUCCCGAGGAACGACCCCAUUUUUUUCGGAUUGUUGAGCGGCUCAAGAAGAUAAGUGGCAGGUCAGUGGUAUUACAAGUCAUUGUAGAGGUACUGGACGCUACAUUGCCCAUUAUUAGGUUGCGCAGGAGACUGGGUCGGUGUUGUGUCGAAUUGCACUUUGGGACUGUUUCAGCGGGAAGACUAAUUUUGACCCACACGUACACCUUCGCGUAUACCAUUUUUUUUAGGCGGGGGGGGAUGGACUUCGUACCUUAUGAUGCAAGUUGUGGUGUUCAUUGAACGUUAGCUAACGUGCACGCUUCAUUUAUCAUUUCUUUUUCCUUAAUUUUUUUUACAGGGUGAGUUUUAUAUGAUUAAUUUGGUGCAACUUUGUCCCAAGCCAUUUUCUAAGGGAAAAGCCCUAUGGACACACGCACACACCCGCACACACAAAUAGAUUUAUUGUCCAACGGCUUUACAGUCUUGCGCAAAUACAUAUAGGGAGAUUUACAACUUUGCUAGGUUUGGCUUUGUAUUUUGGGGUACAAUAAGACUAAAACUGUAAUUGUCAUUCCUACUCUUCCUGCUCCUCAGUCUACAUAGGAGAGAAAAGGGAAGGAUAUUCUCUUUAACAGUAGCUCCCAUUUUGGCGUUGAAUUUCCUUGAAACUCAACCCUCAACAGCGUAGCCCCUGUCAUAGUGGAAACAAUUUAACAUGGUUGGUUGGUUCUUUUAUCUCUGCUUUCUUCACAGAGGAUCAAACAUUAUUGAGAACAUGGUGUCCAUGAUGGAAAAACAUGCUAAUCAUUUGGAGCAAGCACACACCCGCACACACAAAUAGAUUUAUUGUCCAACGGCUUUACAGUCUUGCGCAAAUACAUAUAGGGAGAUUUACAACUUUGCUAGGUUUGGCUUUGUAUUUUGGGGUACAAUAAGACUAAACUGUAAUUGUCAUUGCUACCCUUCCUGCUCCUCAGUCUACAUAGGAGAGAAAAGGGAAGGAUAUUCUCUUUAACAGAAGCUCCCCUUUUUACAUUCAAUUUCCUUGAAACCCAACUCUCAACAGGAUAGCCUCUGUCAUAGUGGAAACAAUUUAACAUGGUUGGUUGGUUCUUUUAUCUCUGCUUUCUUCACAGAGGAUCAAACAUUAUUGAGAACAUGGUGUCCAUGAUGGAAAAACAUGCUAAUCAUUUGGAGCAGCUUGUGGAGGAGCGAACAAGGCAGCUUAACGAGGAAAAAGAGCGAACUGAUAAACUGCUGAAUCGUUUGCUUCCACCGUAAGUUUCAUAACUUGUCGGUUCGCUACUAUUUUAAGGUGUCAUAGCUUCCGUUCAGUUACCGCUCGAUGGAGGCAAAUAUGAAAUGUCGCAGUUGCAGUGUGUGCAGAGGAUUUCCUCUUAGCAAGAGAAAACACCCAGUGUGACCCUUGGGAUAUGUGAAUAUCAUGAAAGUUAUUUUUAGAUCAAUAAAAAGCUUUUCUUUGCCUCUAUGUCUUGUCUCGCACAAACCUUCCCAUUCUGAAUCUGAUUCUUGCUUGGUUAGGAUGGUCGCUGAGCAACUUAAGAUUCAUGAUUCUGUCGAAGCUGAGGAAUUUGAAGAAGUCACCAUGUUUUUCAGUGACAUUGUUGGAUUCACCAAGCUGGCCUCUUGCAGCAAACCUAUUGAGGUAAGUUUCCGUGGCUUCCACACCCAGAGCUCUUAGGUUCUUAUCUUUGUUUCCUUUCUCUUUAUCAACCAUGAUCUUUGGCUUUCUUUCCUUGACAGAUUGUGGACUUCUUAAACGAUCUUAACGUUGCGUUUGAUGAAAUCAUCACACGAUUUGACGUCUACAAGGUCGGUAUAGGCCAUUUUAGAGCCUUUAUCUUGAGCGUUUUCAACCUCAAAGCUGCUUUCGAAAAAUAAUGAUGACGCAUGUAUCAAUUUCUUUGGUUCUCGAUCAUUUGUUGACCUUUUUUUCUUUUGCAAAACCUCUUUUUCCCUUUUUUUAGGCGUUUGAUUUACAAACAGACGCAUGCAAAAACUACAUUAGUUUUCUAUACAAAAAAACAGUGGAAGCAUUAACCCAUAAUUCAUUAACAAACCAUUUUUUGGGAUCCAAAAUACGUUAUCUUAAACUGAAGGGCAACCUCAUAAGAAUUUUAUCCUUACACCGGAUGAUUUGUUUCCUCCAGUCGCGUUAUGUCAUCUAUUUUUCGUGGUAAGUUGAAUUGAAGUACAUUACUUUUUCUUGAAAUGUUCUUCCAUCUAGGUAGAGACAGUUGGUGAUGCGUAUGUUGUUGUCAGUGGUUGUCCGAAGUUGAAUGGCAUCAAGCAUGCAGGGGAGAUUGCAAGUAUGGCGCUGGAAUUACUAAGUCAUAUGUUUUUCUUUCGUUUGCGGCACCUUCCGGAGCAUCAACUGCAGCUCAGGAUUGGAAUACACACAGGUACAUUAGACAAAACAUUUAUUUUACAAAAUUUUUGGAACACCAAUAAAACAAACAUGGAAAAUGUUGCUGUUGCCCCUUUCUUGCAUUGCGCAGUUUAUUUAAGCCUUCAGCGCCGAACCUUUGGCGGAAAACUAUGUCAAUCAUUUUGUUGGUCCUUUGUUUGUUCAGGUCCAGUGGUCGCUGGUGUGGUUGGUAUAACUAUGCCUCGUUUCUGUUUGUUCGGACACACAGUUCACAUCGCAUCUAAAAUGGAGAACUUUGGACUGCGUAAGUAUUCGGGCAUUGUGCGAAAAAAAAAUCUUUUUUAUCCACCUUUUUAGGGUCUUAAAUGAACAAUAAAUAGCGUCUCUCUUUCGACACGUAAGUCCAUUGGGUGAUUCACAAUUGGCCCUUUAAAACCGUUAUUUAAUUCUUUGCCCAUUGUCAAAGAUUUACGGUCGUUUCGCUGCAUCAUAAAGUCGAUUCGCUACAAGCAACUUUUUUUUAUUGAACUGUUUUGAAACAGUUUAGGGUGAACUACUAAAAUGCCACCAACAGGAACUCAAGGUAUGUAGAAGCUUAAAUUUUAUUAUAAAGUGAAUCAUCUUCAUGAUGCAGCAAAACGACUUUAGAACUAAGCAGCCAAUAGACUUCAUUAUGUAGCAAAACGACUUUAUAACCUAGCGAGGUUCCUUAAUUACCUUCCACUCGUAGUGGUGGCCAAAGACGUAAUUCAUUAGAAACGCUUCAAGUUUUAUUUCGUAAAAUACUGAGAAAGAAAUAAUGCAUUGUGAAGGUACUGCUGAGGAGGGUCGAUUUGGAUGGCCACACUAUAGUAUUCUUCUAUCCACAGGAUCAUAAUUAGAACUGCAUAUCCUAUCACAAACUGUGUCACUAACUGAUUCUAUAGUUCUCGAGAACUCUUAUGAAAUACAGUGAAACCCCGCUUUACGGACACUUAAUACGGACACUUCAUUUUUACUGACAGUUUGCUUUGUCCCUGGGGAAAGAAAGCCCUUACACUUUCUCUUAAUUCAACCCGCUUUAUAUGGGCACUCCUUUAAUACGGACCACGGACACUUUUUAUAACCCCCACAGUGUCCGUUUUAACGGGGUUUGACUGUAUUUUUAUUCCAUUUCACGGCUGCAGCUCUUCGCAUUCACGUAAGCCGUGACUGUCACUCAAGAUUGGUGGAGUUAGGUGGAUAUUAUCUCAGUGAGAGAGGACAAGUACAGAUCAAGGUGAGAAAUAAUCAUGUAGCAGAGCAUAGGGGAGGGGAGGGGAUAUUAGGGAGGCUCCCCACCCCUCACCCUUCAGAAAGCUCAGAACGCAAAUAGCUCUUCUUAUUACAGUAAUCGACUGAAUACAAAGAAAAUCUUGAGGGAAUUAUUAGAUAUCGAAUUUUGAUGGACAUGUUUUUCGAACUUAAGCUUUAAUUCUCUUCUGUUCAUUUGAGAAGCUCAUGCACACGCCGUUUCAUCUGAAAACUAUAAAUCGGUCUACCGACUCUCUUUUAAACUUACUUCUCCAUUUCUAGAUAUGUAUCUGAUGAGAGUAUAGUAUACUAGUGUGUGAUGUAUCGUCUUUCAUGUCUAAAUUUUCCUAAACCCAGUUCAUCCCUAGGAAGUUGUUUUUAAGGCUACACUAAAAGUCUUGCAGUAGAAUAUUAAUGUAGAACGAUGUAUUUUGUUGUAGAACACUAUUAGUAAUGACGCAACUCGUUUUUAUUCCACAGAGACUUGGUCUUGUUACUACUUAUUGGCUUGUUGGAAAAGAAGGUUUCGACAAACCCCUACCCGACCCCCCUCUGGAAACAUCCGAACCGUUGUUUGAAACACUAGAUGUCUAUUAUGCUAGUUAA
This is a messenger RNA of Porites evermanni, 12762 nucleotides long. The record is from the annotation of a GenBank genome assembly. Lineage: Eukaryota; Metazoa; Cnidaria; Anthozoa; Scleractinia; Poritidae.